Messenger RNA from Hymenoscyphus albidus, 468 nucleotides. Lineage: Eukaryota; Fungi; Ascomycota; Leotiomycetes; Helotiales; Helotiaceae. The record is from the annotation of a GenBank genome assembly.
AUGGCGUUGGUUCAACUACUAAAUCGCAAGCGCAAGUUCUGGCCUCUCGGGUCUAUGCAUGGCGUAAGAUGUUUCCACACAGCUCGCUCUUUUCUCUUGGUCAUCAACUAACAGAUUUGUAGAUGGGCACACGAAAUCUGCACAGCAGACUCUGAGGAACGCGCAAUAGUAAUCGGCAGCAUGAACGAAAUGGCCUAUGUUGUGCAAUUAUGGCUUCCACUACUAGUCUGGGAACAGGUUGCAGCGCCGAACUAUAGGAAAGGUUUCAUUACCAUUGCUGUUUUGUCUUUUGCUAUGAUGGUUACGGCUUUGGUAAUUAAGUGAUUUGUUGCGAGGGAUGCACGGAUGAAUACUGGACAUGCUGUAACAGAGCCAGUUCUUGAGAUCGAAGAAAUGACUUUGAUUUUGGUAGACGAAAGUUCAGGGGUUAAGAAGGUUGUGGUGGAAGAGGCACUGGUUGAGAAAUAG